This is a messenger RNA of Rhipicephalus sanguineus (brown dog tick), 3988 nucleotides long. RefSeq lists its product as uncharacterized. The transcript is spliced from 10 exons. The record is from RefSeq and is a predicted model, not a curated record. NCBI's taxonomy places the organism in Eukaryota, Metazoa, Arthropoda, Arachnida, Ixodida, Ixodidae. Bases 848 to 2197 code for a protein of 449 amino acids.
GCCACAGGUGGUGUCGUAGUAGUCGGUGUGGGACAGUGCGAGAAGCCGCUGCCGUCGAACUGGUUUUCUCGCGUCUUCGUCCACAAGCUGCGGUCGGUGCAAGACGUGCGAGUAAGCAGCGAUUCCCGAGUACGAUAACGAAGUUUCCGAGGCGAAAAAAAAGAGAGAAGCGUGUGUUUUUUCCCCGUGCCGCCGACCGAGAAGACGACAACCCUAAGAGUCGCCGGAGGAGCUAGAAGAAGAAACUAGGCUCUACCCACUAUCGAAGAUCGAUUUGGGAAGGGGGGGCGGCUCCACACGACACCGAAGCACGAACGUACCGUGUGCCGCGAGGAAAGAAAAAAAGAAAUAACGAGCCAUGCUUCGACGUCGACGAUUCCCAGACACCGCGAUCCCAGCGCAACGAGAUAGACAGCACAGGCGUCGCUGAGAAAACGUCGUCUUGUCUUCGAACCCGGUGUGUACAUCCUACUUCACAGCAACUACACUUUUGCCUUCCUCGUGUGAAUCAUCUAGAAGAAGCACGUCGGCACGAAGUCUCCCGUUACAAUACGCCUGUGUGUUUUCCCUGUGUGUUUCAUCUGAUUCCGAUAUAAUAAUCGGUGCGUUUGCUACUUUCGGUUUGUGUCGGAAACCGUGGUUGUUUCUACGCCUUCGUGUCGUCGCCGACUUGCCGGUGUUGUUGCUUGCCUGCCGUGGGCUCAAGCCAGUGAUUUUUUUCUUUUUUAAUCUUGCUGCAGUGGUGGUUCUGUGUCCGCUGUCGUAUGUGGCCGAGCUUUGGCUAAAUAAGGACUUUUUUUGGUCCUCCUCAAAAAGUUUGCGUGAACUUGACGACUGAGAAGAAGUCAUGGAGCGAGCUACGUCGACUGUCACCUCCGUCCUCCUCGUCGCCCUGUGCUUCGCAAUGGUCAGGAGCCAGACCAAGCAGGAGGAAGUGACCGAGUUCUCGCCAACAGUGUCGGCCAACUGCGACAAGGGCUUCAUGACCAUCUCGGUGCUGACCGAGGAGCCCUUCAACGGCAUCCUGCACACCAGGGACACCAGCGACCCUCGGGGCAUCGUGAAGGAGCUGCGCCGGAGUCCCUGCAUCGCCUACGGUACGGGAGGCCGCAACACGUCGCUAAGGAUCUCCCUGUUCCCCGCACAGGACGACCCGCUGUACUGCGGCGUUAGGAGAAAGCAAGGCACAGAGGAGCGUUCAGUUGCCAUCUCCAUUCGAGUACACAAGGCCCUGGAGCUCUCAGAUGACAAAUCUUAUGUCAUCACCUGCGGCAAGAACAACUUCCGAAAUGCCAGGAACGAGCUGUACAGGGUUUCCCUCGGAUUCCUGGAGGAGCAGAAGAAAGUGCACGAGCUUGUGAUGGGGCACCACUACACACUAAGGGCGAGCGCCCACGGCCCUGGUGAAACUGGUGGCAUCGUGGUCAGAUCGUGCUUCAGUUUUGCAUCGAACACCAGUGAAGAGGAGCUCAUAGAUGCCAACGGGUGUCCCAAAACCACAUUCCUGUCGGCGUUCAAGUAUAAUGAGACGUCAGACACCGCAGAUGCAACGGUGUCGUCAACGUUCAGGUUCCCGGGAAGCAACAAAAUCAACAUUCAGUGCGACAUCGUACUUUGCCAGUCAUCUCGAUGUCCAGUGUCCAGUUGCGGAGCAUCACCAGACGGUGGAGGCAUCAAGUCACUCCCUCAAAUUAAAGACAGCGAGUCUGCCGUGCAACUGAUGGCAUCGACAUCUGUCUUUGUGGUGGAACCCGGGGAGAGCAUAUUGUCAGCACCCUUGCGCGAGUGCACGGAGUGGCGCUUUCCGUGGCUCAUCGGCCUCUGCAUCUGCCUGGCCAUUCUGCUGCUCGUUAUGCUCAUUGUCAACAUCUUCCUCUGCUCUUCGUUAACCUGCACAUGCACCAAGACAGAGGUCGAAGAGAAGGAACCGUCCGAGAUGGAGGACUACGACCCUUACAAGGGAAGCUGGGUACCAAGCUCUCAGUACGGAUCGCGGACGUCACUCAACAAGCCGGGCUACACCUCGGGCGGCUCCACCCUCAACUCCGCCCGGUCAGUGAGUAACGGGAGUGACCACUACACGAUCGUCCACUCCAGGCCCAACAGCCGCUACUCGCACCACUCCAGCAAGGAGCCGCUCCACCGGAACGGUCCGGGAUCGCAUCUCUCCAACGGACACUACAACUCCAGGAUAUGAUCGCCCCCUUCCCUUGGACAAUGCAAAAGACUGACGUGUGUGUUUUUGUCGUGCUUCCGAGUGAAUCGCUAUUAGUUUUUUAAUGCCAUUAGUCUUUUUUAAGAAAAAGUGACUUUGAUUGUGGACAGCUGUAUGUAUGGCAGCUCGUGAAACUGAAAACUGUGACUGCUUCGAUGUGAAAUGCUUUAUUACCUAAUUACUAAUGAUGCAGGCUUCGUACAGACAGUCUCAGUAGGAGUCGGAUGUCUUUUAUUCCUGUGGCCUUUGCCUUCAACUAGGUUGCUGGCCGAAGAUUUAGAACAUGAAAAACAGACUCUGUGCCUUGUACUUUAAGAUACUUGCCAUUCAAGCCCAAACGAGAAUGUGCAGCAUUCUGAAGUAAACACGAAAAGCUGUUUUGCCUCCUUCAAAAAAAAAAAAGUGAUACGAUGUUAUAAAGUUGUUGUUUUUUCUAUAUUAGGGGAGGUUCUAAGCACUACACUUCAAGACAACAACAGAGCAAAAGCAUGAGAAGUGAAAAAUUCAAAAGUGGAAUAAGGUCGAUAUCGCUUCAGACCAGACAUUAAUCCAACCUCCACCCCUUCACGCUCCGUUAAACGGUGCAUCGGCAAACUUCCCUGACCGGUACUGUAACUCUGAGACACCAAUUCCAGUGUGGAUAUCAGCACCCCAGGAUAUGUUCCUUAUAUUUCCAAAAAUAACAAUCAUUAUACUACAACGAUUUACACCUGAAGUUACAAAACGUGUAGAAGACACCUUUUAUACAGCAGCAUCGAAGCUCUGCGAACAUACACAAUGUAGAAGAUUUGCACUAAAGAAAGAACAAACAGCUUUUCUUCUACUAUGCAGCAGCUAUAAUAUAUAUCUACAAAAAUGCAAAGUAAGGAGAGGUCUACAAGACCGAUAAGGAGUAAGCAAAGUGUUUAUUAUUCAAAAUGCAAGGCGACAUAGACUCUUAUGUUGUUCAGAGCAUGUACCACAUUUAAGUGGUCACUGUCCAAAGUGAAAAGAAGUCAAGUGCUGUACAAACCAUACAUGUGCUCGUUCCACGUUCAAGGCAGCACACAAACAUCCGCGCCCCCGCCUUUAUAUUGUUGCGUUGUUCAUAUUCUUCGAAACACCUAGUCCUCGCUCAACGCUUCAUGUAAAGUUUGCGCUGCACCUCUCUAAAAAAAAGACUACUUUCUUUUUUGCAUAGAUUUUAUCUUCUCGAACCAUUUCUCAGGCAACAGCAGCUUUUAUUGUCAUCAUCUAUCGCUACGCCAUCAAAAUUUGAAAAGGAUGGCAGCGUAGCAAACAAAUGCAGAUGGCGGCUUUCCAUUAUUUGCCCACGAAAGGGGAGCAUUCCUUUAAUAAUUUAUUUAGCGUGCAUACGAUUCCUUCCAAAUGACGCAUUUUAAUUUCUUUAACCAUCAAGCUCUCGUGCAUCCCACAUCAUCUUUCACAGCUACAACAUGGUUAAGACAUUUGAAAACGUGUGUAAAAGGAAUCGAUCAAUAACCUUCUUAUUGUAGGGCACGCACACAGCUCUGGGGCGCGAUCUUGUAUGCAUUCUUAAAACAAACGGAGGCGGUCCGUUCUACCCAGCCGCACGCGAAUGGUCAAUGUGAAUCGUGACAGACGUCACGGCCCUACAUAGGACCAAUCACGUGCGGCUGGAUAGAACGGACCACCUCCAUUUGUUUUAAGAAUGUGUACAAGAUCGCGCCACUGAUGUGCCUUUGCUGUUCCCAAAGCUCUGUGAAGAUUUCUUCAUUAUAUAUAUACAUAUGUUUGAGUUAGACAUACUAC